Messenger RNA from Pseudogymnoascus verrucosus, 2031 nucleotides. RefSeq names its product ATP-dependent rRNA helicase spb4 (gene SPB4). Gene Ontology annotation, molecular function: nucleic acid binding; ATP binding; RNA helicase activity. The transcript is spliced from 2 exons. The coding region runs from base 64 to 1944 and encodes 626 amino acids. Lineage: Eukaryota; Fungi; Ascomycota; Leotiomycetes; Thelebolales; Thelebolaceae. Gene Ontology annotation, cellular component: nucleolus. The record is from RefSeq and is a predicted model, not a curated record.
AUCUUUGAUACGGCGGGGAGCUUCGAUACGCUCAAGCUGAGAAAAGAGCAGAUAUACGGCGACAUGCCAGCAAAGGAUGUGACCAAGAAGGAUCCCCGGGCGUGGGAUGCGCUCACUCCUCCACUGUCCGAUUGGACUCUCGGUGCGAUCAAGACGAUGGGCUUCACUCGCAUGACACCAGUCCAAGCCUCGACAAUUCCACUGUUCAUGGGAAAUAAAGACGUUGUUGUAGAGGCUGUUACUGGAAGCGGAAAGACUCUGUCGUUUCUAAUACCAGUAGUUGAGAAAUUACUUCGACUCCAAGAGCCACUAAGGAAGCAUCACGUCGGCGCAAUAAUCAUCUCUCCCACUCGAGAGUUGGCUACUCAACUGCACACCGUCCUGUUGUCGCUCCUUGGUUUCCAUGCCCCGUCAGCAGCAAAGUUGACUCCAUCCGAAGAUGCGAUACCAUUCCCCGCGUCGACACUCUCAGUUGUCCCCCAACUGCUCCUCGGAGGAACAACAACCCCAGCCCAGGACUUGAGCGCAUUCCUCAAGAACAGCCCGAACCUCCUCAUUUCAACGCCUGGCCGCCUCCUCGAACUGUUGUCUUCUCCGCAUGUCCACUGCCCUCAAUCGUCGUUUGAAGUCCUCGUCCUCGACGAAGCCGACCGUCUCCUUGAUCUGGGAUUCAAAGAAGACCUCCAGCGCAUUCUCGCCCGCCUCCCAAAACAACGACGCACUGGGCUCUUCAGUGCCUCUGUUUCAGAAGCAGUUGGCGAAAUUGUCCGUGUUGGUCUCCGCAACCCAGUCAAAAUCGCUGUGAAAGUAAAAUCACUCAGCGGAGAUGAUAAACGAACACCGGCAUCAUUACAAAUGUCCUAUCUCCUCACACGUCCGCCCGAGAAAAUACCCGCAUUACUCUCACUCUUGGAGAACCUAGACCCUAAACCACAGAAAACCAUUGUCUAUCUUUCCACCUGCGCAGCCGUCGACUACUUCCAGCAUCUCCUCAUCGCUGUUCUACCGCCCAACUUCUCUUUGGUUCCCCUCCACGGCAAACACCCUCCUGCCGUGCGCACUAAGAACUUCACUAAAUUCCUCAACUCCGUCACUCCCAUGGUCCUUCUCACCACCGAUGUUGCCGCCCGUGGUCUCGAUAUCCCACAAGUCGAUCUGGUAGUCCAAAUCGACCCACCUUCCGACCCCAAGGCUUUCCUCCACCGUUGCGGCCGUGCUGGACGCGCUGGCCGCAAAGGACUGAGUGUCAUUUUCCUCCAACCUGGCCGAGAAGAGGAUUACAUCCCGUUCUUGGAGAUUCGUAAAACGCCCAUUAGCGAGCUGACGACACCGGAGGUGAAGAUUAGCGAGAAGGAUGUGCGUACUAUAACUGAUCGUCUGCGCAAGGAGGUCUUGGAUGACCGUGCCCUGCAUGAUAAGGGUCAGCGUGGCUUUGUAUCGUGGGUCAAGAGCUACAGCAAGCACACUGCUAGCAGUAUAUUCCGCGUCGCAGACUUGGACUGGACCGAUCUUGGUCAUGCGUGGGCAUUGGUGAAGCUCCCAAAGAUGCCGGAGUUGAAAAAAUGGGACGGAGACAAGUACCUGGGCGUCAAGCUCAACAUGUCCGAGUAUGAGUAUAAGGAUAAGAUCCGCGAGAAGGCACGCAUAGUUGCUAUGGAGGAGGCGAAGAAUGCCGGUCCAUAUGUGCCAACUGCAGAGCAGCUUGCAAGGAAGAAGGAGCGGAGUGCGUGGAGCGCGAAGCACGAUGCACAGGAUCUGAAAGAGGAUAGGAGGGAGAAGAAGAAGAGGAAGAGAGAGGCGGAGAGAGUGGAGAAGAUGACUGCCGAGGAGAGGGAGAAGGAGAACGAGCUGCAAUCAUUAUUAGAGCAGGUGAGGAAGAAGACAAAGAUGGAGCAGAAGGCUUUGCUUGAGUUGGAUAAGCAGGAGUUUAAGGGAUUUGAUUAGUUUAAAGCGUACCUGCGAAUGACGAUACGACGACGCUGUAUAUUUAUUGCGUAAAAAUAUUACCACUUUCAUGGAAUGAGACUGAAG